UAAAAGGUCCUAUAUAUGUACCUAGGUACGGUAGGUAUACUGACGGCUCUUGAAGCUUCAGCAUUCGUCAAAACGACAAUUUUGCCCACGGGCCACAAUAUAUGCCUUUUGAAUUGCCGAGUGACAAUAGUACGGUACACCCCCGCCGUGUGGCGUAUUCUUACACCUUCCUGUACGAAUCCCCUGCUACCCCGGAGUUUGACCGCGAAGAGGGCAGGUGAACAAAGGUCAAUCUCAUGAUCACCCUCAGACAGUCAAUAGCCGAGCCCGAAACUCACGAGAACACGUUUUUCCCCUGUAACUCGUGCGAGAUACAUUCGUCGGUCAUGCCGGUGGCCGGACAGCCGGAAACGGUCUCGUCCUCCGAAGAAGGUUCCUUGGGUGAUAGAACAAGAAUCUACCAAGCAGGCUUAGGAGCGCCAAAUAGCAGGCCUUCGCGUAGGCUUAGGUCUGACAUGGAGCGUGCGACAGAUCAUGCGAUUCGAAUUGCCGACAAAAUAGCCACAGAUUACUGAAGUGACCUGCAACCUCCGGCUAAUUUCAAUUGCCUUUGAACACUUGGCUGUGACAUUGUCAUGCCGAUCGAAGCUCAAAGAGGUUGGUGCACAGACGGAAGCGAAGAGCAAUCCCCCAGCUCUCCAUACAGACCCCGGAUCAUGGCAAGCCACUAAACCCCAUGCACGCCCAUGUGCUUCAACCCCGACCGACACCGACGGCGUUCUGUCGCCGUGACGGAGGCGCUUGGAUUGUUGUCACAGUCGACUGUAUGCCUGUCUCUCCAUGAUUUCAUGGACCCCGCAAACCGAUCGUCUCAUCAUUGACCCGAGCAAGGCAAGCCGGUGCAGGGGAGAAGAGUACAAGAGCUACCAGGAUUGCUCCAUCCGCAGGACUGGUUCCGCUCGAGCUCUUCAUCUUCUUCUUCCUACCUUGUCGUUGUGAGCGCAGAGUGGCAAACUAAAGAGCUUUCCACCUUCAUCGAUCCUACCCUCAUCAGAUAUCAUCAACCACGACCACUCUUCGGGAACCCUUCCAUACGAUGGACACCCAGGCGUCAGAUGACAAGAUUACCGAUGCCGCCCUCAUUGGCGAGAAGGUGGGCAUCUCGCACGAGGAGGCAAUGCACUGGGGGGAGUUGACAGAGGAGGAGCUGCACAUCGAGAAGAAGUUGCGCCUCAAGAUAGACAUGCUUGUCAUGCCUCUUGUCAUUCUCGUCUAUCUAAUGAACUACAUCGACCGGAACAAUUAUGCGGCCGCUCGAUUGCAGGGCCUAGAGCAGGAUCUACAUUUGACAGGGGACCAGUACCAAGUCGGCUUGAGUAUUCUCUUCGUGGCAUAUGUUCUGAUGCAAGUGCCUUCGAAUGCUCUGCUCAAUUAUAGCGGUCGCCCGUCGUGGUAUCUGGGCUUCUUCGUCUGUGCAUGGGGUCUCGUGUCUGCCCUGACCAGCCAAGUAAGCACCUAUGGACAGAUUGUCGCCUGUAGAUUCAUCCUCGGACUCGUCGAGGCACCAUUCUUCGCCGGUGUGCUUUUCUAUCUUAGUAAAUGGUACACCAAGGGCGAACUCUCCCUGCGCAUGGCCAUCUUCUAUUCGGGAUCUCUUAUUUCCGGUGCCUUUGGCAAUCUCAUCGCGGCAGGUAUUCUCUCAGGUCUGGCCGGCGCCAGAGGCAUGUCAGCCUGGCAGUGGCUCUACGUCAUCGAAGGCGCCAUAACAUGCUUCAUCGGCGUGGUCAUCAUCUUCGUCCUACCCGAUUUCCCCGACACAUGGCGUGCGCUGAGCCCUGAGAUGAAGCGUGUCGCGAACCGUCGCCUCGCCAUCGACGCCGCCGAAGCCGACGUGGACGAAGCCGGUGGCAUGAGCCAGAUCCGAGGCAUGAAGCUCGCAUUCAUGGACCCCAAAACCUACAUCCUCGCCAUCGCGUACCACGGCAUCACGGGUGCCGCAGGGUUCCAGAACUUCUUCCCCACCCUCACCGCGACGCUCGGCUACAGCCACAUUGUCUCCCUCCUGCUCGUCGCGCCCCCGUACGUCUUUUUGGUCUUUUACUCCUUCUUCCACAGCUGGCUGUCGGACCGCGUGGGCAACCGGUUCUGGUUCUUCAUGUACCCCAUCCCCAUCACCAUCGUCGGCUGCGUCAUCUUCAUGACCACCGACAGCUUCGGCCCCCGCUACUUCAGCCUGUUCCUCAUGAAUUUCGUCUUCGCCAUGAACGCCACCUGCUACGCCUGGAUCAGCAACGCCAUCCCCCGCCCCCCCGCCAAGCGCGCCGCGGCGCUCGCCUUCAUGAACAGCGUCGGCAACGCCGCCAGCAUCUGGACCCCCUUCACCUACUAUGACAGCCAAGGGAAACACUACCCGGUCGCCCUCGGCGUUGUCAUUGGCUUGUUGGUCGUGGGGGGCCUGAGUGGCAUCGCCCUCAGGUACGUGCUGGAGAAGGAGAACAAGCAGCUCGCCAGGCUGGAAGACGACAACAUACAGCUCUCGGAACGCGAGUUGGCUCGCUUGAGAAAGACGGCCGAGAUCGAGGGAAUCGACAUCGCCGCGGCACGGAGGCUGCAAAAGGGUUACCGCUUCAUGAUAUGAUGUGAUUGUUGCCUCUCCGGAGACAGCAAGAGGGAGGUAAAGAAAGGGGCUACUUUUUUCGCGCUCCUCUUCAAUCUUGUAGUGUCUGUACUGAGACACACAACGGAGUGCCUCUUCCACCCUGUUCUCUCGAGCAGGAGCAUGACAUACCCAUCAUGAGCGGGAAUUGAAAGGGAGAUUGAGAAUAGGGUGAAUAAUGGCAUGGACAAGACUUUUUUCUGUCCUUGUCUUCCAAGAUGGCAAAGCCAUGGCAAGCUUUGAUACCUUUAACAAGCUAAUUUGUUAAUCUAAAUCUAAACACACGCAAACCCG
Messenger RNA from Exophiala oligosperma, 2890 nucleotides. RefSeq lists its product as uncharacterized. The transcript has 6 exons. The record is from RefSeq and is a predicted model, not a curated record. Lineage: Eukaryota; Fungi; Ascomycota; Eurotiomycetes; Chaetothyriales; Herpotrichiellaceae. Gene Ontology annotation, cellular component: membrane. Gene Ontology annotation, molecular function: transmembrane transporter activity. The coding region runs from base 1037 to 2578 and encodes 513 amino acids. Gene Ontology annotation, biological process: transmembrane transport.